AUGUUUCUUUUCUAUCUUUUGGUCAACAUGAGUGAUAAGUCAGACUUGUCUGAAGUAGAGGAGUCUGACAGGUCCAAACUGAUUAAAACUAAUACUAAAGAAAAAGUGCUCUUCCCUCAAAGCUUCGCCACCUAUUUCCCUAGAGUGCUGAGGCAAGUGCACACAGGACUGAGUCUUUCCCAUGAAGCUUUAAACAUCAUGGAUUCAUUCGUGGAUGAUAUGUUUGAGCGGAUUGCUGAAGAGGCUGGGUGCCUGACCCGCUCCAGCAAGCGCUGUACCAUCAUGAGUGAGGACAUCCAGACAGCUGUGUGUCUUCUGUUGCCUGGGGAGAUUGGCAGUUAUGCCAUGUCCGAGGCCACCAAGUUGGUCAUCAGAUACAACACCCACAGAUGA
Rangifer tarandus platyrhynchus (Svalbard reindeer) is the source of this 393-nucleotide messenger RNA. Lineage: Eukaryota; Metazoa; Chordata; Mammalia; Artiodactyla; Cervidae. The record is from the annotation of a GenBank genome assembly.